AUGGAACACAUCAUUUCAUUCUGUCCAUACCGGGCAAAUGUAUACGAUAAUGUAUCAUUUGUCCAGACCACGGAGCCUAGGGUUUUUAGGGCCAAGCCAAAAUAUGUUGACCUUGAUCGGAUAAAGCAGGGUCUCGAUGACGAAGAUUCGGACCAAGAUCCAGAACGUGAAGCUAUAGAUGAACCUGAGGCACCAUCUGGAGAGUCCAAGCCGGACGCAGAGGAAACAAAUGGCGAAGCUCAACUGGAGGGUGAAGCUCCUGUCGCCGCACCCGAAGAGCCCAGUGCUCCUAAUGAUAUGACUCCAUUGGAGCCAGAGGAUCUACCUAUGGAAGCACCACCGAGUCCAGUGGCCUCAGUGCACUCGGUGCAUUUCGAGGAACCCGCUCCUCUACCGUCAAAGUCCAGCAAGAAAUCCAAAAAGAAGGAUGCGAAGAAAGGAAAGGGUAAAGCCGGGAAAGAAUCAAAAGUCGAGAAAGCUCCGGAGCCAGAGGAAUCUGCGGAACCUGUGGAGCCCGCUGCACCAAAAGCGUCAGAGAAACCAGAAAAGGGUUUGAAAAGCAAAAAGGACAAGAGAAAGGACAAGAGUAAAGGGAAGGGUGGAAAACGAAAUCAUGCAGGAGCACCACCAACACCAGACGCAUCGGAUUCCGCUUCGCCAGUUGAAGCUCCUGUUGAGGCUGAAGCGAGUGUAGUGCCCGAAACUGCACCUGAACCAACCGCCGAACCGGCACCUACUCCUGAAGACUCGGCCGAGGCUCCACCUGAGGCCGCAGAAGUGUCAAUUGAAGCACCCGUAGAAACCGAGGAACCAGUUGCUGAAGAAACGCCAGCACCUACUCCUGAAGAGACUCCUACACCCGAAGAGCCACCCGCGCCUGAGGAGACUCCUGCUUCUGAAGAAACACCCGCUCCUGAGGAGACACCGGCAUCUGAAGAGACCCCCGCGCCAGAGGAACCACCCGCGCCAGAGGAGACUCCUGCUUCUGAAGAAACACCCGCACCUGAGGAACCCCCUGCUUCUGAAGAAGCUCCCGCACCUGCUCCUGAAGAGAAUCCCGCACCUGAAGAGACACUUGCACCCGAGGAGCCUCCUGCUUCUGAAGAAACACCCGCACCUGAAGAAGCUCCCGCGCCUGAGGAAGCUCCCGCGCCUGAAGAAGCUCCCGCACCUGAGGAGACACCUGCACCUGAGGAGCCUCCUGCUUCUGAAGAAACACCCGCGUCUGAAGAGCCUCCUGCUCCUGCUCCUGAAGAAGCUCCUCCUUCCGAAGAAGCUGUAGCUGCCGAAGAACCUCAAGAAGCAGAGGAAACGGAGGUCGAUGCGCCUCAGGACGACCCGGCUCUGCAAGAUGAAGCAGCACCCGAGGAGGAUAGCCCAGCAGAAGCAAGUCGGCCAGUUGAGGAUGCUGCCGCUAUCGGGGAAUCUGCGACAGAGGGAACCCCAGUCGUCGAAGAGCCCGUCGCUGAGGACGCCCCCGAGGAGGAACCCGCGGCACAGGAAGAUGCUGCCAUUGAAGAAACCACUGCCGAUGAGCCUGCUCCUGAAACAGCUCCUGCUGAAGAGUCACAAGAACAGGUCGGCGAAGAGCCUGCUAUUGAAGAACCGGCCGCAGGGGAGACUGUCGCGGAGGAACCUGCUGUAGAGGAGUCCACCGCUGAGGAACCUGCCGCUGAAGAGCCUGCUGCUGAAGUCACUGAAGAGGCUCCUGCUGGAGAGGCUCCUGCUGAAGAGGCCCCUACUGAAGAUCCUGCUGCUGACGAACCUGCCGCUGAUGAACCCGCGGCGGAGGAAUCUCCUGCCGAUGAGCCAGUAGCCGAGGAACCUGCCGUGGAAGAAGCUGUUGUAGGAGAGGAAGUUGCGCUAGAGCCGCCUGCCGAAGAGCCCGCUGCUGCUGAGGAACCUGCUACUGAGGAACCUGCUGCUGCUGAAGAACCUGCUACUGAGGAGCCACCUGCCGAAGAGCCAGCCGCUGCUGAAGAGCCACCCGCCGAAGAGCCCGCUGCUGCUGAAGAACCUGCUGCUGAGGAGCCACCCGCCGAAGAGCUCGCUCCUGCUGAGGAGGCUCCUACUGAGGAACCUGCUGCUGCUGAAGAGCCCGCCGCCACUGAAGAGCCACCUGCCGAAGAGCCUGCUGCUGCUGAAGAACCUGCUACUGAGGAGCCUGCUGCUGAAGAACCUGCUGCCGAGGAGCCACCCGCCGAAGAGCCCGCUACUGCUGAGGAGGCUCCUAUUGAGGAGCCUGCUGCUGCUGAGGAGCCCGCCGCCGCUGAAGAGCCACCUGCUGAGGAGCCUGCUGCUGCUGAAGAGCCCGCCGCCACUGAAGAGCCACCUGCCGAAGAGCCCGCCGCCGCUGAGGAGCCACUUGCUGAGGAGCCUGCUGCUGCCGAAGAGCCUGCUGCUGAGGAGCCACCCGCCGAAGAGCCCGCUACUGCUGAGGAAGCUCCUACUGAGGGACCUGCUGCUGCUGAGGAGCCCGCCGCUGCUGAAGAUCUACCUGCUGAGGAGCCUGCUGCUGGGGAGCCUGCUGCUGGGGAACCUGCUGCUGAGGAGCCUGCUGCUGAGGAGCCUGCUGCUGAGGAGCCUGCUGCUGAGGAACCUGCUGCUGAGGAGCCCGCCGCCGCUGAGGAGCCUGCUGCUGAGGAGGCUCCUAUUGAGGAACCUGCUGCUGCUGAGGAGCCCGCCGCCGCUGAAGAGCCACCUGCUGAGGAGCCUGCUGCUGCUGAAGAACCUGCUGCUGCCGAAGAACCUGCUGCUGCCGAAGAGCCCGCCGCCACUGAGGAGCCACCUGCUGAGGGGCCUGCCGCUGCUGAGGAACCUGUUGCUGAGCCUGCCACUGAAGAGCCUGUCGUGGAGGAAGCUGCGCCAGCGCCACCUACAGAAGAGACUCCUGCUGAAGAACCAGUUGCCGAGCCUGCUACUAAAGAACCCGCUGCUGAGGAGCCAACUGUAGAAGAAGCACCGUCAGUUGACGAAGUUAAAGCGGGAGAUACAACCACAGCUGAGGCUGACCCAGCUCCAGAAGAGCCUAUUACAGACAAAGCUAUUGUUGAAGAGCCAGAGGAAUUGCCUGCUGUUUCAGAAGAGCCUGCACCUGCAGAUUCUCCUUCAUCCCCCAAAUCUGGCAAGCGGAGACAUAGGUCAUCCAGGCACCCGCACUCUAAAGGGUCGGGCCAUCAGAGUAGCAGGGAUAAAGACGUACCUAACGAAGAAUCACGUCCUCGCCGUCCCCGACGUGAUAGUGAAAACUCAUUCAAGGCAUUCUUCAGUCCCUCCUCUCCAAAGAUGCAAAAGCCUAUGCGCCAUGAUAGCGGCUUUAGCAUUGGAAGCACGGGGACUCACCAAUCUCAGAGCAAGAAAUAUCGCACGCCGGAGGAGCAGGAAGCUCAUGACAAGCGAAAGGCAGAGCGUCGGGCGGCAAAGGCGAAAGCUGCAGAAGAAGAGAAGAUGGAAAGUGCUGUGGUUGAUGAGCCCGCCGCUGAAGUUCCAAUUUCUGCUAUCCCGAGACGUUUAUCGACAAGGAGAUACAGCAGCAAAUCAAAUCAUUCCCAUGAAAGCAAAGAGGAGGGCGAAAAACGACCAAAGACAUUGGUCACCUUAAAAGGGGAGAGUGAGGUCAAGACCCCGUUCAUGGCUAGUAGGAAACCACAUUUCAAGGAAAUUCGCCCGAAGAAGAAGUCUCCAACCACAGAUCGCCUCCGCUUCGAACUCGAUGGCGAAAAACCCCAGCCCGAUGAGCAGAACGAGCCAAGGGAGGUACAAAAAGAUGAGCGGAAAUCGCAUUCUGGAGAGAGACCGAGGUCAGAGAAACAGGAGGAUAAACCACGCUCCAGUCGCAGAAACUCCCACCGCCCUGACAGCGACAGCAGGUACAAGGAAGGCAGGGAUCGACACAGAACCGAAGAAGAAAAAGAGGCCCGGAGGGCGAGGAAAGAGGCCGAGAAACAGAUGGAACUCGCUAGGAUGGAAGUUGCAGAGGAGUCGAAGAAGCAGAAAGAGAAGGAUGAUGAGGCGAGGAGGAUUAGACAUGAACGCCGAAAAAGGAGAGCAGAGGAGGAGAAACUCCGUGAUGCUGAGGAGGCGAGACGAGCCGCUGAGAGGGAGGGUUCUGACCCGCCUUCUGAACGACCGAGGAAGAAGAGGGUUCAUCGUCGUCGACCUAUUGUGGAGGAGAAGCCUCAUGGUGCGUUGAAGAGUUUGUGGACUGUUACGAAAAAAGUGUUUGGAUGA
Molecule: messenger RNA, 4230 nt
Organism: Venustampulla echinocandica
Lineage: Eukaryota; Fungi; Ascomycota; Leotiomycetes; Helotiales; Pleuroascaceae
Exons: 3
Coding region: 1-4230 (1409 amino acids)
Source: RefSeq, a predicted model, not a curated record